Molecule: messenger RNA, 6517 nt
Organism: Hippoglossus stenolepis (Pacific halibut)
Lineage: Eukaryota; Metazoa; Chordata; Actinopteri; Pleuronectiformes; Pleuronectidae
Gene: flrt1b
Product: fibronectin leucine rich transmembrane protein 1b
Exons: 3
Coding region: 1452-3650 (732 amino acids)
Molecular function (GO): protein binding
Source: RefSeq, a predicted model, not a curated record
AGAGAGAGAAAGAGAGAGAGAGGGAAUUAACCCCGCGCGCAGUCCCGGCGCAAGAAGAAGAGGAGGAAGAGGAGGACAGAGCGCGCGCUGGAGGCGACACCUGUCAGUCCGUUUCCAAACACCAAUCGGUUUGUUUAGAGAAAAAGAGAAAAACCCCUGAGACCUCCCGAAGACCCGCGGGAUUAACCGAGGUGGAAAUAGAGGCUGGUCGCACACAUCGCCGCUGUUUGACGCUCGGGGGAGAGACGGACACGGAGUGAAAACAGGAGUGUGUGGCGGCAGCGUUAUGACAGGACGUGCCCGAGUUAAAGUGGCGGAGUUGACGCAGGUUAGAUGUCGAGCGACUGCCGGAGAGAGAGAGAAGGAACGGGACUUUAUCUGAGGUUGGCGCUCGGUGACACUCGUCCAGCUUUCCGGCUGAAGCAAACAUCACUGACGUCCACCUUCAGGAUAACAGACAGCAGCCCGCUUCACUAAUCUGUGGGCGAACUUUUCACAUCGAGCCACGUGACCGACCAUCAUCACAGCGCAACUGUGGACUACAGACAGUAAACACACUCAUUAGGCUUCGCUGCGUCACAAGUGGAUCUGUGUGAAGUGACAAAGAAGCGAUCAAACAUUUAACAGAGGAAAAGAGCCCAACUCUUACAGCCUGUAUUCAGCAUCAGGUCAACCUGUCCAUCACAGCCUCCAAACGUGCUUAUUACCAUCACCAAACUGUGAAAUUUAUGUUGUCGUAAUUGUGACAAUACAACCAAUAAUAACGGAUCAAAUUUUCCUAAAGACCUUUUUACUGGAUUUUUGUGAGCACUGGAAAAUCCCACGAACUCUCAUCCCACUGCUCAUUAAUUAAGACCAGGACCUGGCAAUUCAAAGCAAGCGUAGAACGACACGGCCCUAUUUUUGCAUGACCCACUGAUUGCAUGAAUAUCCAGGAUUACUUUUGACUUCGAAGAAGGACCCUUGAGCCCCCAACCAUCUUCUGGCUGUCUGCCAGACUGUAGCAUUUGGGUGUGGAGGAGUUGUUUCAGAAUUAGGCCUCUGGACACCCAUUGAAGAUGACUUGAGUUGGCAGGCAUAAAAACCCCUUACCAAAAAAGAAAAAAAAAAUACCCAGAGAGAGAGGGAGCUUGGCAGCAGGACACACAAACACAAAUGUGGGUGCCGAGGCGGCUUUGAGCCAUGCUGGUGUCGCUGCUCGCGGAGCCCUGGAGUACAGGCUAUCAUCAUCCCUAUCAUCAUUCACCCAAGCUGAGGAAGAUUCAACGGCCCGAAGGAACGAGGCGACACUUCUGAACAAUUCAAAGAAUCUGAGCUUACACACAGAGAUCCAGAGCGACGUCCUCAAUCACACAUACAGACACACGCACGCUAAACCUUGAUUCAGAAAAAACAAAACUGCAGCGGCGGACGUGAAAGGCACAGAGACUGAGCAGGAGCUGUGUACCAACAUGGCAGCUGAGAGUCUUGCUGAGCUCCGCGACUGGCUCUUUCUGCUUCUCCUGUGCCUCACCUUAUUGGCUGAGGUGCUGGAACUGGCGGCAGCGGCAAUUGCCAUGGAGACGGGCGAGGGAGAUGAGGGCAUUGUUUGUCCCUCAGUAUGCCGCUGUGAUGAGGGUUUUGUCUACUGCAACGACCGUGGCCUCAGCCUAAUUCCUCCACUACCGUUAACAGCUGCCAUCCUCUACUUGCAGAGCAACCGGCUGAGUAAUGCCGGACUGCCUCCCUCACUGGAACGUAGUAAUUCCAUACGAGUGAUUUACCUGUAUGCUAACCAAUUAGAUGAAUUCCCUAUACACCUCCCGCCUUCAUUACGAGAGCUCCAUUUGCAGGAUAAUAAUAUACGAACGUUACCGCGGUCAAGUUUGGCCAAAUUACCAUUGCUAGAACGUUUACACCUGGAUGAUAACUCUAUAUCUACGGUUAGCAUCCAGGAGAGAGCUUUUUCGGGGACUCCACGGCUUCGACUGCUGUUCCUGUCUCGAAACCACCUGUCAAGCAUCCCUGCGGGCAUGCCAGCUUCCUUGGAAGAGUUGCGACUUGACGACAACAGAAUUAGCACCAUCCCCACACAUGCCUUCCGGGGGCUCUCGUCACUGCGGCGCUUAGUCCUGGAUGGGAACCUGUUGGCCAACACACGCAUUGCAGAUGACACCUUUUCCCGUCUCUCCAACCUGACUGAGCUGUCGCUGGUCAGGAAUGCCCUGCAGUCACCACCUGUCAAACUGCCUUCAGCUCACCUGAUAAGACUCCAUUUGCAAGACAAUGGAAUGACCCACAUACCAAGGGGGGCACUUGAUGGGAUGCGGCGGCUACAGAGGCUGGACCUGUCAGGAAACAAUCUGACCAGUCUCCCCCGAGGACUUCUGAAGGACACAGAAGGCCUGGAGAUGCUACUAUUGCGAGGAAACCCCUGGUACUGUGGGUGCAACCUUCGCUGGCUACACGCCUGGCUGCACAGCCGGGGGGCAGGAGUGACAGUCAGAGGUCUGACCUGUCAAGGGCCUGAGCGUGUAAGGGGCCAGCUCUUGCGAGACCUAACUGACCUGAUGGAGCAGUGUGAAGGCCCUCCUGUUGGUCCCAGCACUGGAGUCGGGGUGAACCCAGCAGAAAAAGAUGGAGGAAGUGAAGAUGGUGUUGGAGGCGGCCAAGCAGUGGCUUCAGUUCCACAUGGCAGCACCACCACUUCCUCUCUGUUGGUCUCCACACAAGGUUCCCUCUUUACCCUGCGAGCCAAGCGGCCGGGCAUUGUUAUGCCUCUGCCUCCCAGUGAAGGAGGACAGAUAUCUGGAGAGGCCUUGGAGCUGACUGUAAAACAUCUCUCUUCAGACAGUGUAGUGGUCAGUUGGCUGUGUCCACAGCCAGUACCCUCCUUCCGCUUGUCGUGGCUGAGAUUGGGUAGCAGUGCAUCUCUUGGUUCAAUAACGGAGACUUUGGUUCCUGGGGAGAGGACACAGUACCUCCUUAACCAGCUCAGCCCACACUCACAUUACCUCAUCUGCCUGCUGCCACUACGACAGGAGCACUCCUUUGGGGGUUCUAGCAUGGGUUCAUCGCGAUCUGGCAGCAUGGACACAGACAGUAAAGACUCAGCCCCUGCCUGUGCUCAAAUAGAGACUGGAGAUGCUCUGAUUAGCUCAGGAGGGGAGGGGUCAGAUAAAGAGGGCCAGGACUCAGAGAUAACAGCCCUGCCAUUAGCUGGGAUCAUAGGGGGUGCUACAGCAUUGGUAAGCCUGUUGUUGAUAUUUGGCAUCUUCUGCUGGUAUGGACAGAGGGCAGGUUACAUGUCCGGGGACUCGGGCUCAUACAGCAGGGGCCGAGGUGGAAAAACUUAUGAUGACUAUGUAGAAUCGGGCACCAAGAAAGACACUUCCAUUUUAGAGAUCAGGGCCCCUCCGCCAGGGUUUCAGAUGACAACUAUGGCCCAUCAGCCACUGCAACCGAAGCUGGAGGAUGUUACCUAUAUUCACACCAUUUUCCCCUCCUCUUCUUCUUCCUCCCAAGCUAACGGGACCUACCGGAGCACCCACGGGGCUGGCAGCCUAAAUGGCACCAUUCUCAGCCAAACCAGCCACCAUCAUGUCACUUACGGCACCAACCGUGGCUACAGAGAUGGUGGUAUCCCCGACAUAGAUUAUGCCUACACGUGAUGAUACAGGGACACUGUCCCUAAGCCAUGUAUGCCAGAGGUCCCAUUUAGGAUGACGACCCUUGGCUAUUGGCCAUUUUGUCCUUGGUUUCCAAAGUACCCUCUGUGCCUCUGCUGGUUCAAUUCUGAUUGGUUUGUUAAGUAGAAAAGCCUGAUUUUAGCAAUGCUGAUUGGGCAUUGCUAUUGAGUGACAGAAGUUACUGUCCUGCUAUACUCUGCUACUGUAUACAACAUUAUACAGUAGGCCUUUUCAGCUCUACUUAUAGUUAUGAAUGGUUACGUUUUCUCUUUUGGAUAUCUCAGUGUCUUUCAAACCUACUGUUCUUCUAAGCUCAUAAUAUUACACAGUAACUUAUUUGAGGUUGAUAUAGUAGGCUUAGCUGAUUUAGCAGGAGAUAUAUUUAUUAUAUGAGGAAAAGGCACUUGAUGUGUAUAGCGAUAGCUCUCGUAUCUCCCUACCAACUGUAAGCUCUGUGCUGUAUAGAUAAAAAGGAUAACAGAGGGAGAAUUCAAUGGUUGUUAUAACCCACAGAUGACAAUGCAUCAUGGUUGACAUGAAAAGAUGUGUUUCUAGCCCCCUCCAUUCCCCUGUUUUACUCCCCUGCUUUUUAAUUUGUUCUCCUUUCUGCCCCUUUUUUUUUGGCUGAGAUUCUUUCCUUUUAUUUCUCUCAUGUCUGCCGUUAGCAGAGGACGACUUUGUUCUCGCCAAGGGAGCUGACAGAAGUGAUAACAGUCCUGACAGAGACUGGAGACACAAACCACAGCAUGAGGAGACUAAUGAGAGGGGGAGAGGAGAGUGAGAGAGAGAGACAGAGAGAGAGAGAGAGAGAGAGAGAGAGAGAGAGAAAGACAGAGAGAGGGGGGGUGAUAAAUGGAUGGAUGGAUGGAGGGGGAGAACAUGAAAGAAGACAAGGGGGGAAAGAGAAGGGUGCCGGUUUGGGCUCAGAGACGCUGAGAAAGGUGUGUUGGCUCAAGGCAGUGAGGACAGAAAAGUGGAGAAAAAAGGCAGAUAAGUAAAAAGCAGGGCGUGUGACAAAUGCAGCGGCAGGAGGUAAAAAAGCACACAAAAGGAAAAGAGGAUGGGGGAUCGAGAAGCGUGCGGGCGGGGCAAAGCAGAGAGGUGACAACUGGAGUAAUGUAACAUCAUCAUCCCAAAAAAUGACUCAAGUUCUACCCACCAUGUAUCCACGACUGCACUCAGCAAAAAAUAGUGAUAACAGGCUGCACACUUCUUUCCAAGACUGAUGUUUCAGCUGCCAGUGAGUGAUCAUUAUCAUUACAAGUCAAAGACUCAAAGAAUUAUACCUGAGCUUUCACCUUAUGUAACACGUUUCAUCAUCAAAACAUGGACGUUUACAACCUUUACUCAAAAAUCUGGAAAUCAGAGCAAAACACAAAAAAAUGUCAACACCGUAGGAAAAAUGACAAGCUUGUGAAGAGCGGCUGUUAAAGAGCUCCCUCUCAGAAUUUUAAAAAGGUACAGCAUGUUCCCAGUUUCUCUUGUGGACUGGUCUCAUUAUUAAAUUACAUUUGCAAAUGAAGACAGAGAAAUAAAAAGUCUUAUAAUAGUAACCCAUUAUCAUCUGGAGGCUGGCUACAUUUAUUAAAUAAAACUUUGAAGAGAAAUGUUUUAGCAGCUAAUAAUCUCUUGGUGGAAAUCAGAACUACUGUGGUCUUUUGGCUAAAAAUUACACACACAAAUAAUUAAUUUCAAUCUUAUUGAAAAAAAUUCUAUACACAAUAGGGUAUGAUUAGACAACAUGUAUAUACAUAGAGGAUUACUGGACUUGGAUAUUAUUAAAUGAAUAACAGAUUAUAGCUCAAAUGACCAUGAUGCUUUUGGAAAAAAAUAAAGACCAAAUGACAAAUUUUAUAACUUCAUCACAAUGAUGUAAACAUCUGUUUAAACUCCUGUGUUGUCAUCAAGUAGCUUUGCCUGUUUAUUUUGAAUCAAUAUAAAUUGAAUCUGCAACAAUCAUUUUCUAACUAAAAAUUUUAAAACUUGUUUCCCCGUCUUAAUUGAGAGUAUUUUCUACUUUUCUUGUGAAUAAGAAAAUGUUUUAACCAUCAUUUAGAUUAAACAAGUCAUCACCUGGGGCAGUUUUAAAGGGUGUUUCUUCACAAUUUCUUGACAAUUAAAAGACCAGAUUAUUAUUUGCAGUUCUACAAAAUUAUCUCAUUGUAUACCAUCUUAAAAGAGUGUAUUUUAAUUCUUAAUGAUAGUAACAAUUGAAAUUUCAGACUUGAUGUGGUGCAUUCUGGGAGAUAAAUUACUUUGGUUGACUGUGGUCGUCCAGUUCGGUCUUGGCACAGCAUCGAUACCGUUGUGUUAUAACAGGGAUCAUAGCCUGACCGCUUCACGGUGUAGUUCAAUGUAAACACACUACCCAGCUACACGGCACCUCCUUCCACUGACCCUGUGAAUAUACUGUAAAGGGAGGAAGAACUUCAAAAGACAACGCUAACAAAAAGUGAGAGAUUUAUAGAGAAGGUGGAGAGAGAAAAAAUAAAGAGUGAGGCUGUGGAGGGGAGGAUGGGGGAGGCCCAAUUUAGAUAGAGCCUGUGAGUGUUGAAGCCCAUUCUUGCUUUCAGUAGCUCUCUUCCUCUGUUCAAGCCUGUGCCACUGUGCAGGAGUAAUAUUGGAAGAGCUCAGAUGUGAGGUUUGAUUUUUUUAUGUCUGCAUUUGUUUUUCUUUUUUACAGAGCACUGAAGAACCCUUUCAUUCUGUGUAGAAAUCCUUUUUCCUUUAAAAAUGUGGUAAUGAAAACACUCUUAUGUAUAAACAUAGAAAUGGGUGCAAAACGCUAUUCCAUUUAUCGGUCUGUCGUCUUUUUUCUAUGCAGAAGAAUAAAGACUUGAGGAAAAGCA